Molecule: messenger RNA, 1947 nt
Organism: Pseudomassariella vexata
Lineage: Eukaryota; Fungi; Ascomycota; Sordariomycetes; Amphisphaeriales; Pseudomassariaceae
Product: glycosyl transferase family group 2-domain-containing protein
Exons: 3
Coding region: 1-1947 (648 amino acids)
Source: RefSeq, a predicted model, not a curated record
AUGUCCAUCUUCACUUGGUGUACACGGCGCUCGGGAGGGCUGGCCAUGAUAGCUACCAUCAGCUUGAGUUACUGGGUCAUUUCCAAGGAAGCAGCUGCGUCGCGGUUUGGCUACAAGUAUAUGCAGCAGGACACGCUGAGUGCUGUCUCCGCGUCUUCAGCGGGUGCUGGGCUAUGGACCGUCUUCUUCGCCUAUUACUGCCUACUAAUCCACGUAUUGGUCGCCAUAUUCCCUCUGCGUGCCUGCUGGUCAAUCUUUGACAUCACGCGGAGCUUGAAGAAGACUGCGCGAAACAAAGCUCUCCGGGACAUCAAGCUAUCUCAUCGUCGUCGUGGCUCUUCGACUUCGCUUUCCAGCUCUGAGACUUUGACGUCGUCCCGCGAUGCAUCGACACCUUCGUCAAUCUCUGGCAGCGAAGCCGGUGACUUAGAACCCGAAUUCUACACUGACGGCGACAUCGAUCUCGACAGCCGCCUGAUCCACGCUAUCGUCAUCCCCAACUACAAGGAGGAGGUUGAUACGCUAAGGGAGACUCUUGAGGUUCUGGCCUCGCAUCCUCAGGCGCGGUCCACUUACGAUAUUUAUCUCGCUAUGGAACAGCGCGAGCACAAUGUCGAGCUGAAGGCCAUGAAUCUCAUUCAGGAAUUCGUUAAGAAGUUCCGCUCAAUUGACUUCACUCUCCACCCCUCCGACAUCCCCGGCGAGUCUCCUGGCAAGGGCAGCAAUGCCGCUUGGGCAGCGCGCAAGCUCAGCGAGAGGUAUUCCAUUGGAAUGAGGAAGGAUGUGAUUAUUACAGGAAUCGAUGCCGAUAGUCAUCUGUCGUCCAACUACUUCGCGCUGCUUACCAGCAUGCACCUGGCCUACCCCGAGACUGCUACCACGACCCUAUACUCCGCCCCGAUUAUUUUUGACCGCAAUGCCCACAAUGUCCCGGCCAUCGUCCGAGUUGCCGAUAUCCUAUGGUGUGCGGCUGGUAUGUCUGGCUUAUACAGUGGCUCGACCAUCGCUCCUCCUACUUCUGUCUACUCGUUGCCUCUCCAACUAGUCGACAGAGUUGGGGGUUGGGACUGUGACUCCGAAGCCAUUGGCGAGGAUCUGCACAUGUAUCUGAAGUGUUUCUUCGCGCUCAAUGGCAACCUAACUGUGAGGACCGUACUUAGCCCGGUCAGUCAAAGCAACGUCAAGGGUAAUGGCGGCAACGGCAUCCAUGGGAUCUACAACGAUAUGCACGCUCGGUACAAGCAGGCUCUCCGGCAUAUGUGGGGUGCUCUAGAUUCCGGAUUUGCCAUGCGAAAGACGGCCGAAUUGUGGCAAGAGAGAAAACACACAUCGAGAGCUUUCCGACCUCUGCACGUCACCUUGAACCAGCCCUCCGAUACUUACAUUCCCCAGGUGGAUGGAUUGAACCCCGAGGAAACUCUUGAGAGUGGCAUAUUCUCCGACGUAACGACCGACACCCUGAAGGAGCCAAAUUGGGAACGACUUUUCUACCUUGGACACCGUCUUUUCGAAGCCCACUUUUUACCCGUGCAGACUACCAUUUUGGUUGUUGCAUCGACCCUCUACGUCUGGGUCACCGAAGGUACAGCUGACCCGCACAAUGUACACUGGAUCUUCGGUAUCUGCAACAUCCUGCGAACGGCUGGUUUCAUGCAAAUUGCAUUUUACCUCUUCUUAUACGAAAGCUUCCAUCGUAUCAACGCUGCCAACCGCGAGCGAGAGAUGAAUGAUGCCGGCCUGGCCAAGGGCAUGUGUUUCUCCCAUCGCAACGUCAAGAAGAACUUCAUCGACUACGUCAUGGUUCCGCUGGUCGCGCCGUUGUAUGGAUCGUUCCCCGGCGCACAUGCUCAGAUCUCCCAUUUCUGGACGUUAGAUUUGGUAUAUACCGUCAGCAAAAAGGUGACGAGGCAAAGAGCGAAGUCAUUAUCAGCAGAUACGAUGGCAUAG